UGCCGCUGGACUCUGAACGCUGCAGGGAGGAUGAGCGGCAGUCUGUUGUGGGUGCGCAGCUUCCCAGCAGACGGCUGCAGUCCGCACAACUUUCAUCCACUGCAUCGUCUCGGUAGAAAGUCUUUUUAAACGCGGUCGAGAAUUUUCGUCCAUUUUCGCCAGGUAAGACCUGUCGUUACCCUAUUUUUCGUCCAUUCCCACAUAUUUUCCCCGGUCAGCCAACGAGUGUGCUGCAUUUGCGUCUCAACGACAGAGCACGUUGCCUCCUUUUCUUGUGCUGCGAUUGACAAAAAUGAGCAUGAAAGGACUCGUAAAAAUGUGAAGUGGUCUUGUUGGGGAUUUGGACUGUUUGGGUGGCUCUCUCUGAAAACCGGAGACUUUGGGAGAAGUCUCGUGCUACACACGAAGAGCUUUUUAAACAACAAGUUGUCACCGUGACAGAUAACUUGUGAUUUCGCCAUCUGGACUUUCUCAAGUUGGACUUGAUGUGACGCACCCCCAAAUGUUUUUUUUUUGGGUUUGUUUUUCAUCAUCACACAUAUGACGCAUUGUCCUUAAAAGCGCACUCCAGCUCCAGUAUUUUGCCUCUCGGUAGUCCACUUUAAAUGCAGACUGGUCUGUGGUCAACGAGAACACAGCCGAGACGCCGGUGCCAUCUGAUUGUUCAUUCAAGGCUCAAGAGAGGACACAAGUGCAUUGUGCGCCAUUCGCCAUCACAAUGGAGCUGACAUACAGGAUCUUUGGCCUGCUGGGAUGCGUCUUCCUGGACUGGGCUCCUCGGACUUGGGCUGAGGAAGAAGUGCUGAUGAAUACCAAGGUAGAGACAUCGGAUCUGAGAUGGACCAUCUUCUCACGGGCCAAGCCGGAGUGGGAGGAAGUGAGCGGUUUGGACGAGGAGAACAACAGCGUGAGGACCUACCAGAUCUGUCAGACUGACAGCUCAUUCAGCCACUGGCUGCGCAGCGGCUUCAUCCCGAGACGGGGAGCCUCGCAGGUUUACGUGGAGCUGCGCUUCACCAUGAUGGAGUGCUCCUCCGGGAACGGCCACCACCGCAGCUGCAAGGAGACCUUUAACCUCUACUACUACCAGGCGGACUCCAACGAGGCCACGGACACGUACCCGCCGUGGAUGGAGAAUCCUUACACAAAGGUGGAUACGGUGGCAGCGGACUUUCUCCUCAGGAAGGGCGGCGAGCGGAAAUCCAACAUGAAGACCAUACGACUCGGCCCUUUAUCCAAGAGAGGCUUCUACUUGGCCUUUCAGGCUCAGGGCUCCUGCAUGGCCUUGCUCUCCGUCCGAGUUUUCUUCAAAAAGUGCCCCCCCCUCGUCAGCGCUCUUUCCUCUUUCCCCGAGACCAUUCCUCGCACUCUGGUUCAGGAGGCGCAGGGUAUGUGCGUGGAGCACGCCGCGCAACAGGGCCCCCGAGCCCGCUCCCCCAAGCUUUUCUGCGGCGAAGACGGCCAGUGGGUGGGCCAGCCGACCACCUCCUGCGCCUGCGUGGCCGGAUACGAGGCCGCCGAGGGACACACGAGAUGCACAGCUUGUCCCGUGGGUCACUUCAAGUCCAGCGCGGAGGGACAGUGCGCAGUCUGUCCGGGAGCGAGCCACGCCUCCAUCAGAGGGGAGUCUGUAUGCGUGUGUCGCCCCGGAUACUUCCGAGCACAAUCCGACACCCCCGACGCUCCGUGCACCAGGCCUCCCUCAGCGCCGCGCAGCAUCGCCUCCCAGAUUAACGGCACGUCGCUACGAUUGGAGUGGAACGAGCCUCUGGACAACGGCGGCAGGGCCGACCUGAGCUACAGCAUCAGGUGCCUCGUGUGCAGAACGCCGAGGGGCUCGUGCGUGUCCUGCGGCGACAGCGUCAGCUACCGGCCGGCUCAGCACGGCCUGACCAGUCGGCGGGUGGAGGUGUGGGGCCUGCUGCCUCACACCACGUACACGUUCGCCAUCCAGGCUCUGAACGGGGUGUCCCAGCUCAGCGGCAAGGACCCCUCCAGCGAGGGCGUCAACAUCACCACAAGCUACGAUGUGCCGUCGCUGGUGUCUGUCAUUCGCAAGAGUGACUCCACGGAGAGCAGCUUAACCCUUCACUGGUCCGUCCCUGUGCAGCCCCACUACACCAUAUUGCAGUAUCAACUACGCUACUGUGAGAAGGAGCGGCGCAGCGAGGAUCCGUGCCACUUCGCGGAGAGUAACAGAAACCAGGCCGUGCUGACGGACCUCCGCAGAGCCACUCAGUACGAAGUGCAGGUCCGGGCGCGCACCAUGGCCGGCUACGGCAGCUUCAGUCCCGCGGCAGUCUUCCGCACCCUGCCCGACGGAAUCGACUCUUCCUCCCAGUUCUUGGUGCCGGGCAUCCUUAUCGCCAUCGGGAUGCUGCUGCUCGUCACUUUCAUCUUUGUGGCCGCUUACUGCAUACGCAGACACAGCCGCAUUAAGGACCCCGAAAUGAGCGACAAAAACAGCCAGUACUUAGUAGGCCAAGGGGUCAAGGUUUAUAUCGACCCCUUCACCUACGAGGACCCCAAUGAGGCAGUGCGCGAAUUUGCCAAGGAAAUCGAUGUUUCCUUUGUCAAGAUUGAGGAGGUUAUCGGAGCCGGAGAGUUUGGCGAGGUGUGCCGAGGCCGACUGAGGGUGCCCGGGAAAAAAGAAAACUACGUCGCCAUAAAGACGCUCAAAGGCGGCUACACCGAGAAGCAGCGGCGCGAUUUCCUGUCCGAGGCGUCCAUCAUGGGCCAGUUCCAGCACCCCAACAUUAUCCACCUGGAGGGCAUCAUCACAGCCAGCUGCCCGGUCAUGAUCCUCACCGAGUUUAUGGAGAACGGCGCUCUGGAUUCUUUUCUGCGGCUUAACGACAGCCAGUUCACGCCCAUCCAGCUGGUGGGGAUGCUCCGCGGCAUCGCCUCGGGCAUGAAAUACCUUGCGGAGAUGAGCUACGUCCACCGAGACCUGGCGGCUCGCAACAUCCUGAUCAACAGCAACCUGGUGUGCAAGGUGUCCGAUUUUGGUUUGUCGCGCUUCCUGCAGGAGAACUCCUCUGACCCAACGUACACCAGUUCUUUGGGAGGGAAGAUCCCAAUCCGCUGGACAGCGCCGGAGGCGAUCGCCUUCAGAAAGUUCACGUCAGCCUCAGAUGUGUGGAGCUACGGGAUCGUCAUGUGGGAGGUCAUGUCUUUUGGAGAGAGGCCCUACUGGGACAUGAGCAACCAAGAUGUAAUCAACGCGAUAGAACAGGACUAUCGGCUGCCCCCACCGCCCGACUGCCCCACCCACCUCCACCAGCUGAUGCUGGACUGCUGGCAGAAGGAUCGCUCGGCGCGGCCUCGCUUCGCCGAACUCGUCAGCGCUUUGGACAAACUGAUCCGGAACCCCGCGUCGCUGAAAAUAGUCGCCCAGGAGGGAGCCGGGCCUUCCUACCCCCUGCUCGGCCAGCGGUCGCCGAUGGCCCUCUCAUCCUGUGCCUCGGUGGGCGAAUGGCUGAGGGCCAUUAAGAUGGAACGCUACGAGGACAGCUUCUUGCAAGCUGGACUCGCGACUGUGGAGCAGCUGGGCCAGAUCACGACACAAGACUUGCUCCACAUGGGCGUGACUUUGGCCGGCCAUCAGCGGAAGAUCCUCUCCAGCAUCCAGACCAUGAGCUUCCAGAACAAGAACGCGGCACCUGUGACCUUCUAAGCUCGCCCAAAAACGGAUGUCAGAAAAUCAGCCCCGGAGCGCUCUGGAUCCUCUCUCGUGACUUAACUUUUGGACCCGAAGCGACACGUUGGACAAAUUUAUUAUUAAUCACCCGGGGAGGAAAAAAAAAAAAAAAACGAGAAUCAAUGAGAGUUGCCUGGAUUUCAAUCAUCACAGACGACGCCGACACGUGCGGGAGGACUCCUCGCGAAGUGGGCCCUGCUUAUGUGUCGAAGGACCCCCCCCCUCCCCCCCUCCCCCAUUUCAAGUGCCAAGCGGAGAAAGAACACAGUAGUGAUGAAAAGCAGCUGCUUGUCAAAUGCGGCAAAGAAGCUAAAGGCCAAUGAAAAGGUCUCACACUAAUUCACACAAGAACCACUCACACACGUCUGCUGCCCUCUCUGGAUCACAGCUUUCAUAUCACCAACUGAACAUUUGAACAGUGUUGGGGGUUUCUCCCCCCCCUCCCCCCACCCACCCCCAUAUUCAUUCAUUUGAUUUCAACGUGAACUCUCUUUUACUCAGGUGUGGCGUGUAAAGCGGGCUUUGCCGUGCUCGCUUGUCAUCAUAACUCCUCUCAUCCUCCUCCGUCUGGCUCUCGCGCGGAGGAGAAAAACGAAAGACGGCACUUGUCGCAAAUGAGGCAGUUCGAAUGUCCGUUGCGGCGCUGUUUUGGUUUUUUUUUUCCAGGAGCGGAACAUUUUCUGCAGCAUGCUUAUAUGGAAACUUGAACGUGGACCAAACAUGACCAGAAACCUCUCUGGCCUCAGAUGUCAGUGCUGAUGUUACGUUCAUUAUCUUCCAGUGCCAUUUUUUGUUUUUUUGUGCGUGUGAGAAAAAGUGACUUUUUUUUUUUGGAGCGUUAGAAUAUUUUGCUACAUUUAAAUGUACGGCAACUGUAUUUUUUAUGACAUUAUUUUCCUUUUCAACGUCAUACAUUGUUUCUCUUUUCGCCUCGAGCUGUACAAAAAGUCUUCUUAAGGAACUCGGAUUACAAAUAAUGCCCCCAGUGUGCCGAACGCCCCGGUUUCAGAAUGGAAUGCUGAUAACUGCGCAGAGCUGCUGUUUGAUUAGCGCCACUGGCCCUCUCCUCAUCUUACUGACUACAGGCGCUUGGUAAAGAAGAGACUGUAAUUCCGUUUUUUUUUUUUUUUUUUUUUAAACUCCCAAGAUUUUGCAUCUUUUGAAAGGGUAAAAGUCUUUCUGGCAUUUACAGCAAAUUAGUUUGCAUAACGCCCCCCAGGAGGCUGACAGCUCUUGCAGCGAGUGGGGAAACCCAUGCACGCAACGACCAUGUCGGAUACCAAAAAGCGCAACUUCUUUCCAAAUGC
Messenger RNA from Hippocampus comes (tiger tail seahorse), 5007 nucleotides. RefSeq names its product eph receptor B4a (gene ephb4a). NCBI's taxonomy places the organism in Eukaryota, Metazoa, Chordata, Actinopteri, Syngnathiformes, Syngnathidae. The coding region runs from base 719 to 3676 and encodes 985 amino acids. Gene Ontology annotation, molecular function: protein binding; ATP binding; transmembrane-ephrin receptor activity. Gene Ontology annotation, cellular component: dendrite; plasma membrane. The record is from RefSeq and is a predicted model, not a curated record. Gene Ontology annotation, biological process: ephrin receptor signaling pathway; axon guidance; protein phosphorylation. The transcript has 17 exons.